AUGGACCAUUCAGUCAAGUUGGAAUAUCUCCAACCACUUGAUGAGGAGCGGUCUGCCAGUGAGCCCAUCCAAGACGAAGUUAAUCCCGAAAAAGAGCCCCCGUAUGCGAAGCUUAUCUACAAAGCGCUCAUGCAAUCUCCUGGGUACACCAUGGUUCUGAAGGACAUCUACGCCUGGUUCAAGGAGAACACGGACAAGGCCACAGACAAGGAGACCAAAGGGUGGCAGAACAGCAUCCGGCACAAUCUAUCCAUGAAUGGGGCCUUCAAGAAAGUUGAACAACCAGCUGGGGAGGACUCAAAGAAAGGCAACAUGUGGAUGCUGACCGACGAGGCCAUACGCGAAGGAGUGAAGAGCACGACGCGAUAUCGAACCAAGAACACCAAGCCGCGCAGCACCAAGGCCAUGCAAGCACCGAGCGCCAAAGGCGGCCACACUGCCCGC
Molecule: messenger RNA, 444 nt
Organism: Aplosporella prunicola CBS 121167
Lineage: Eukaryota; Fungi; Ascomycota; Dothideomycetes; Botryosphaeriales; Aplosporellaceae
Exons: 2
Biological process (GO): regulation of transcription by RNA polymerase II
Molecular function (GO): DNA-binding transcription factor activity, RNA polymerase II-specific; RNA polymerase II cis-regulatory region sequence-specific DNA binding
Source: RefSeq, a predicted model, not a curated record